AUUCUCAAAUCUUACUUCCAAAGCAAAGAAUAGCCACGUAUGCGUCAACGGUCAAACACUUCAGUUUGCACAGCGUUUCGUGGCAAAAUGAAAAAAAUUCGAGAGAUAAAGAAAUUCGAAACGCCUUAAAUUCCCCAACCGGCCACCGUAGCAGGAGAAAUUUCCUCGGUAUUAUUGAACAAGCCGCCGACAUCUUCAAGUCGUUCCACUUCUACGUAUUAAGAACAUCCAACUUGACUCUCUGCUGAAAAAUUCGCAAUGGACCUCCGAGAAUCGAUUAGAAACCAAAACGACGUCUCGUUGAGCAUCACCAAGAGUCUUCUGCUUACUGAAGGCAAGGACUCCAAUCUGGUAUACUCGCCCUUGUCCCUCCAUGUGGUUCUGAGCCUGAUCGCCGCUGGCUCCAGUGGGCCCACCCUCGACCAGCUGCUCUCCUUCCUCAAGUCCAAGUCCAGCGACCAACUCAACUCCUUCGCUUCGGAGCUCGUCGGCAUCGUAUUUACCGACGGGAGUCCCAGUGGUGGGCCCCGUUUGACGUUUGCCAAUGGUGUUUGGGUCGACAAGUCUCUUCCUCUCAAACCUUCUUUCGAACACGUUGUGGACACUGCUUACAAGGCCGCUUUGAACCAAGCUGAUUUCCAAAAAAAGGCUCCUGAAGUGAUCCAUGAAGUGAAUUCAUGGGCUGAGAAAGAGACUAGCGGCCUUAUCAAAGAAGUUCUUCCAGAUGGUUCAGUUGACAGCACAACCAAGCUCAUCUUUGCAAAUGCAUUAUACUUCAAAGGAGCAUGGAAUGAACCAUUUAAUGCAUCAAGCACAAAAGACCAUGACUUCCACCUUCUCAAUGGCAGCACCGUCAAGGCACCCUUCAUGACCAGCAAAAAGAAGCAGGUUCUUGGUGCCUUUGAUGGUUUCAAAGUCCUAAAGCUUCCUUACAAACAAGGUGAGGACAAGCGUAGUUUCUCAAUGUAUUUCUUUCUUCCAGAUGCUAAAGAUGGGCUACCAGCUCUGGUUGAGAAAUUGGGUUCUGAAUCUGGGCUCGUAGAACGUUAUCUUCCAUAUGAACAUGUUGAAGUGGGUGACUUCAGGAUUCCGAGGUUUAAAAUUUCAUUCGGUUUUGAAGCCUCCAAAACCCUGAAGGGUUUAGGACUGGUAUUGCCUUUCGGUGGAGAUGGAGGUCUGACAGAGAUGGUGGACUCCCCUCUUGGUAAAAACCUAUAUGUUUCAAGUAUAUUCCAUAAGACAUUCAUUGAAGUUAAUGAAGAAGGCACAGAAGCUGCAGCUGCUACUGCCGGUGUUAUAAAAUUGAGGGCUCUGAUGAUAUCUGAGAAGAUCGACUUUGUUGCUGACCAUCCAUUCGUGUUUGUGAUUAGAGAAGACAUGACUGGGACAAUUCUGUUCACAGGCCAUGUGAUUGAUCCCCUUGCAGGCUGAUAGUAUCUACUUGUCGCAUAAAAUUUAUAAGUAUAAUAAGGCUUAUAACCUAUAUAGAUUAUCCUUUUCGCAAGUCAUAAUAUAUAUAUAUACUAUUCAUGUGCUGUAUUUUGCUAUUACUGAAAGGCAAUGUUUAAUAUGAGUUUCCAACUUAUUGUAUUGAGUGCCGUAUGGUAAUGUGCCUUUCAUUCUUUUGGUGUUA
Messenger RNA from Ziziphus jujuba (common jujube), 1633 nucleotides. RefSeq names its product serpin-ZX. Bases 259 to 1431 code for a protein of 390 amino acids. The record is from RefSeq and is a predicted model, not a curated record. Lineage: Eukaryota; Viridiplantae; Streptophyta; Magnoliopsida; Rosales; Rhamnaceae. Gene Ontology annotation, molecular function: serine-type endopeptidase inhibitor activity. The transcript has 2 exons.